CAGUGGGCGGCCGGGCGGGCCUGCCAGCUGCCGCUCCGCCUCCCAGCCUCCGGUCCCCUCGCUGCGUCCGGAGCGCCGCGGCCCACGGCCGGGCCCAGCAGCCAUGGCCCAUUACAAGGCUGAGCAGGACGACUGGCUGAUCGUCUACCUGAAGUAUCUACUCUUUGUCUUUAACUUCUUCUUCUGGGUGGGCGGGGCCGCCGUCAUGGCGGUAGGCGUCUGGACCCUGGUGGAGAAGAGUGGCUACCUCAGCGUCCUGGCCUCCAGCACCUUCGCCACUUCCGCCUACAUCCUCAUCUUCGCGGGCGCUCUCGUCAUGGUGACUGGCUUCCUGGGCUUCGGCGCCAUCGUCCGGGAGGACAGGGGCUGCCUCUCCACGUAUUUCUGCCUGUUGCUGGUGAUCUUCCUCGUUGAGCUGGUGGCGGGGGUCCUGGCCCACAUGUACUACCAGAGGCUGAGCGAUGAACUGAAGCAGCACUUGACCCAGACUUUGUCUGAGAACUACGGGCAGCCCGGAGCUGCGGGGAUCACAACUUCGGUGGACCGUCUACAGCAGGAUUUCAAGUGCUGCGGAAGCAACAGCUCGGCCGACUGGCAGCACAGCGCGUACAUCCUGUCGCGGGAGGCCGAGGGCCGCCGCGUGCCCGACAGCUGCUGCAAGACCGUGGUGGAGCGCUGUGGGCAGCGGGCCCACCCCUCCAACAUCUACAAGGUGGAGGGAGGCUGUCUCACCAAGCUGGAGCACUUCCUGGCUGACCACCUGCUGCUCAUGGGGGCGGUGGGCAUUGGGGUGGCCUGCCUGCAGAUCUGCGGGAUGGCUCUCACCUGCUGCUUGCACCGGAGGCUCCAGCUGCAUUUUUACUAAUGGCCAGCCGUGUUCCCUCUGACUGCCGCCCACAAGGACAGGUGCCCAGAUCCUACCUGCCAGGCCUGCGGCGUCAGCAUCAGCUCACGUAGAAACUCCCCCUACUCUGUGCCCAGCCCCUCAGACCCACCAAGUGCCCAAGACCAUGGCCCCUGUGGUUCCCAGCCACGCCAGGGACCCUGGGCCAUCUCCCUCCACCCCUGGGCGCUCACUGCCGGAG
Ceratotherium simum simum (southern white rhinoceros) is the source of this 1085-nucleotide messenger RNA. RefSeq names its product tetraspanin 11 (gene TSPAN11). The record is from RefSeq and is a predicted model, not a curated record. NCBI's taxonomy places the organism in Eukaryota, Metazoa, Chordata, Mammalia, Perissodactyla, Rhinocerotidae. Gene Ontology annotation, cellular component: plasma membrane.